Guillardia theta CCMP2712 is the source of this 756-nucleotide messenger RNA. RefSeq lists its product as hypothetical. NCBI's taxonomy places the organism in Eukaryota, Cryptophyceae, Pyrenomonadales, Geminigeraceae. The transcript is spliced from 2 exons. The record is from RefSeq and is a predicted model, not a curated record. Bases 11 to 655 code for a protein of 214 amino acids.
GACGCACGUGAUGGACGUACAGCUGGGGAGCAAGGGGCUCCUGUUUCACGCCGUCCACAACGAGCAGACGGUCCUCGUGGACACGCCGGGGGAGGACGAGCGCUACGACCCUGAGACUGACGGAGCCUACCUCACCCGCUGGACCAUCCGGGAGGACAAGGAGGUCGGGCCCAUGGCCUGUGUGCCUGCGUGCAGGUGGAGGGAGGCGGAGGUGUACAACCCGCACGACGUUGACAUCCUGCAUGAAGCCGCGCGCCUCGUCGGGCUGCGGCAUCAGGCCAUGGCGGACGAGAGCCGGCAGUUCACGGAGAGCUGCAAGCUGUCGCGCCUGGUGCUGGAGGGAGGGAUCGACAACAUGGUGAAGGCAGAGGAGGAGCUGAAGGAGCUGAAGAAGAUGUGCAUGGGGCUCGCUGAUCGGGUGGAGACGCUCAAGAGCUACACGAAGAUCAAGUCGGAGAGGAGGGUCGCCAGGCAGGUUGCCAAGGAGUCUGCGCUCCUGUCGCCAGCAGAGCUGUUCGAGAUCGAGGAGCCGGUGCAGUCUCCUGCGUCUGUUGAGGAUGCCAACGACAGGACGCUAGAGGCUUCGACGAGGCACGACGGGAGCCACAAGAGCCCCGAGGACGAGGAGGAGUUGUUCGAGAUGGAGGAGAGGUGAGGGGGAAGGAGGGGCGAGGGGCGGCAAGGAGGAGGGGAGAUGAGGGAGGAACGAAACAAGCGUUUUUAUUCACUUCGGUAACAUCUGGACCCUCAGAUUCG